Molecule: messenger RNA, 2015 nt
Organism: Pungitius pungitius (ninespine stickleback)
Lineage: Eukaryota; Metazoa; Chordata; Actinopteri; Perciformes; Gasterosteidae
Gene: scara5
Product: scavenger receptor class A, member 5 (putative)
Exons: 12
Coding region: 196-1689 (497 amino acids)
Biological process (GO): iron ion transmembrane transport
Cellular component (GO): synaptic cleft; plasma membrane; dendrite
Molecular function (GO): ferritin receptor activity
Source: RefSeq, a predicted model, not a curated record
UGACGAUGCAGCGUGUAUAUUAGUCCAAAUGUCUCAGCCCGGUGGUCUUUAUAGAGCUGCGCGCCACCGACGGGGACUGAGCGCGUGGUGCGUUUAUUUGAUGCCUGGAGUUACGUCACGACGCAACUUUGUCAAGGGAAUUAUGAGAGACGUGGAAUUGUGAUUUUUCAAUUGACAGCUGAAAAGUCAGAGGCGAUGGAGAACAAGGCCAUGUAUCUGAGCACAUAUGAAGAGAGAGAGAGCGGCUCCUUGUACGAAGAGGCCUACGAUGGACACAACCUGUCCAAACUCAACCUUUGUGAUGAAGGUUCUGGUAAGCGUCGCAGGAAGCAGGAUCAGUGCUGUGUUCACAUGAACUCCCUCUCAGCCAUCAAGUACGCCAUCGUCGCCCUCUACAUCCUGGUUUUUCUCACCAUCUUUGGACUCUGCCUGGCAGUGUCUCAUUCCCAGCUGUCUUCUAAACGGCAGGAGGUGCUGAUGGAGAACGCGACCCGGAUCUCUGAGCGCUCUCGAACGCUCCAGCCGGCGCCGGACGAGGCGUCCACUCAGGCCGACCUGCUGGAGAACAUCUGGAAACUGGAGAAUCUCUUCACCAAUCACAGCGAAUGGUUUCAGAGGCUCGAGACCCUCAUUAAGGGCCUGGAGGUGGAGCUGAGGAGCAUCCAGGCUCACUCCCUUCAGUCAGAGGGCUACCUGGUGCAGCUGGACGACAGGUUGUCGUCCCUGAGCAGCUCCACGCGCAGGAACCUGACAGGCCUGAGUGCAGAGGUGUCCCGGGCCUCCACCUGGCUCCAAGACCAGGACCUCCUCUUCAGGGAGACCUCAGGAAAGGUGAGCAGGCUGAGAGAGAAACUGGACGAGGUCAAUUGGACGGUGGGAGCUGUCAAUCACACCUUCAGCAACGACAUCAGUAUUCACCACCUGAAGAUACACGACUUGCAGAUACAGAUCAGCAACAUAACAGAGGACACCAGCAGCUUAUGGGUGACCCACGUUCACACAGAGGCUCAGCUGAGGAACGAGAUGGAAAUCCUCAACACAAUCACAGAGGACCUCCGUCUGAAGGACUGGGAGCACUCGUUGGUCCUGAGGAACCUCACCAUAUUUGAAGGUCCCCCGGGGCCAAAAGGAGAGAAGGGUGAUAAUGGACCAUUGGGGCCCCCCGGGGCUCCUGGGUUGACGGGCCUGCGAGGGUUUACAGGAGAAAAAGGGAUGCAGGGCAACCAGGGAAUUAAAGGGUCAGCCGGAGUCAGCGGUUUCCAUGGAGAAAAGGGAGAAAUUGGGCCUGCUGGUCCCAGAGGUGACAGGGGAGAAAGAGGGUGGAAGGGAGAGAAGGGCGACCGAGGAGACACGGGACAGAAAACAGUGGAGGAGACACUAGUGCGGCUGGUGAACGGGUCAGGCCCUCAUGAAGGUCGCGUGGAGGUUUUCCAUGAACGGCGCUGGGGCACCGUGUGUGACGACGUCUGGGACAAAAAGGAUGGAGACGUGGUGUGCAGGAUGCUGGGAUACAUUGGAGUCGCUGAGGUCCAUAGGACAGGACGCUUCGGGCAGGGUACUGCUUUGAUCUGGAUGGAUGACGUGGCGUGCGAAGGGACCGAGGACACCAUACACCAGUGUAAGUUUUCUGGCUGGGGCAAAACCAACUGCGGCCACGUGGAGGAUGCCGGUGUGACGUGCGUUGUCUGAAACCCGCCGCCGCGCUGACGCCGCUGCGACGGUCGAACGCCCCCCCUUCACACGGCGACCUCCGACUUUCAAGAGACGCCACGAGACGCACAGCGUGGCGCCGUCGCCGUUGUUUUUUUACCUGCCAGAAAAGUGACAAGCGGUUGUGAAUCUGCAGCUUUCUUGGAAGUUGAGUUUGAGUUAACAUUUGAUAGUUUUAGCUGCCAGACUGGAUCUUGGGAGCAAGGAAAAUGAUGACAAUUUUUGAGAAACCACUCGGACUGGAGUCGCCGGUGCGACAGGACUCUUCAUCAGACGGAGCCGCAGAGCUCCCCCCCCGCCCCCCC